AAGCACCAGCAGCAGCGGAGGAAACAACCCGCCCUUUUAAAAUUUAUAUAAAUGUGCUCCCCGAUCGAUGAUCGCUGGGCUUCCACGCCAAUCCACACGCCCGCACCGCAUGGAGCAGCUCUACCCGCCGCAGGCCAGGGCCGGCGCCGUCGAUGUCGCGGCCUUCGUCCUCUCCCGCUUGCCCCACCACCCUGCCACCGCGCCCGCCUUCGUCGACGCCGCCACGGGCGGGACGCUCUCGUUCUCCGCGCUCCGCCGGGCCGUGCUCUCCCUCGCCUCCGGCCUCCGCCUCGGCCUCGGCCUCCGCCGCGGCGACGCCGUCCUCGUCCUGUCGCGCAACUCGCUCCUGCUCCCGCAGGUGCUCCUCGGCGUCCUCGCGGCGGGCGCCGUCGUGGUCGCCGCCGACCCCGACGCCACGCCCGCAGAGGUAGCCGCCGCCGCGCACGCCUCGGGCGCCGUCAUGAUCGUUGCUGAGCCGGACGCGGCUGGGAAGGUCGCCGGCGUCGGCGUGCCGCUGCUGCUGACGUCGCGGUCGCCGGACCCCCGGACCCUCUCGGCGGAGGAGCUCAUCGAUGGUGGUGACCCCAUGGCCCUGCAGCCUGCGGAGCCCACCACCGUGGACGUGGAGCCGUCCCACGACGACCGAGCUUUCCUGGCCUACUCGCCGUCGGUGGCGAUGACGCACGCCGACCUCGUAGCCGCCGUGGCAGGGGCAGGCUUGGGCUUGCCCACACCUGACGACGAGCAGGAGCGCCGGGUUUGCCUCGCGUCUCUCCCCAUGUGCAGCGCCCACGGCUUGCCGCUCGUCGCCCUGGGGCUCCCCGCUGCCGGAGUCACCACGGUGCUCGUGGCUCCGCCGUCCGAUCCAAGGGCGGCGAGGGAGGCCGUGGACGCGCACGGCGCCACGGACGUCGUGGCGGCGCCGGAGGUGGCGGUAGCUCUCGCCGGUCCAAUGGCACCAGACGCGGCCAAGCUCUCCUCGCUUAGGAGGGUGAUGGUGGCGCCGACGCCGACGCCGUUUACGCCUGAGGCACGCCACGAGUUCCACCGGAGGCUGCCGUGGGUCGACCUGACGGAGCUGUCCGCCGGCACACCCGCCGCCGCUUCAGAGCAAGAGCUGCAAGGAGGAGGAGCAGCAGCAGCUCUGAUGCUCGCACAAACUGACGCUGCAGUGAUACAGCACAACAGCCAGCCAGCAGAACAAAUGUCAGCGACAACAGACGAGGCCAACUCCCCGGUAAAUAGAAUCUCCUCAAAUGGGAAAACAAAUCAUAUAGUAGCUAGCUAUUCUCUCCAACCAUAUAACUCACCAACAUAGUAUAAUACAGUACAGCACGGGCUCCUGGUGCAAUUCAAAAGGACAACCGGCCUAUAGUAACAUCCGAUACCAGAGAUAAAUAUUUCUAAAUUUACGCGGUAUACAUAAAAUUAUCUUUCUUCCCAGCCGUCACAGCCAAUGGACACCUUUGUAUUGUUUCAUUUGUAAGUAAUAACCGUCCACCCAAAACGAAAAAGGGUAUGAAAUGACAAAAACAAAGAGGUAGCUAAUAACUAACGCCAUAAAUUCAAUGUGAUACAAUCCCAAUCUUUGGUAUACUGUUAUGUUCUUACUGUCGAAUGUCUAAGCCUGCCUACCGAAAAUUUUCUUCCAGGUGCCACCACUUAAGAAGAUCCAAAAGAUUAUUUUGGGAGACAUCUUUUCAAGAUCAACCACAAGCAAGAUCUUGAGGAAGCACCCGGUAACUGGCAUCAGACAAGCUGUCUCAAAACUGUAGCAGAUCCUCUGCUCUCAUUUCCUGUUCUCAAGCUGCCUGUCAACCUGAUGAAGCACGAUCCAAGAGUUACAGCCAUCCAAAAUAUGUACUACCAACUGCGGAGUUAUAUAGUAGGAGCCGAUAAUUUAAAGUUUCAAUCAAUUUGUAUGGACUCUACUGUUACUAUUGUAUGGAAGCAGUCCAAAGUUUAUGAUAUGGAAGGGAAAAAUUUGCAGAGUUUA
This is a messenger RNA of Panicum virgatum (switchgrass), 1996 nucleotides long. Its product is annotated as 4-coumarate--CoA ligase-like 3. Gene Ontology annotation, molecular function: CoA-ligase activity. The record is from RefSeq and is a predicted model, not a curated record. The transcript has 2 exons. Lineage: Eukaryota; Viridiplantae; Streptophyta; Magnoliopsida; Poales; Poaceae. The coding region runs from base 68 to 1318 and encodes 416 amino acids.